Molecule: messenger RNA, 3755 nt
Organism: Cryptococcus amylolentus CBS 6039
Lineage: Eukaryota; Fungi; Basidiomycota; Tremellomycetes; Tremellales; Cryptococcaceae
Exons: 6
Coding region: 40-2349 (769 amino acids)
Biological process (GO): protein import into nucleus
Cellular component (GO): cytoplasm; nucleus
Molecular function (GO): small GTPase binding; nuclear import signal receptor activity
Source: RefSeq, a predicted model, not a curated record
AAUUGCUGCAGUGUCUUUUCCUCCACCCCAAAAGCCAAGAUGGACCCCAACUACAUCCCCACCCUCACACAGCUCCUCGAGGCCACCAUCGCCCCGGACACAGCCCUCAUCAAGGCCGCCACCACCCAGCUCAACACCCAGUUCUACAAGGACCCCACCUGUAUCCCCGCCCUCUAUGAGAUCUCAUGCACCAACGAGAACCCUUCCAUCCGGCAAUUGGCCGCCGUCGAGCUGCGAAAGAGAAUAUCAAGUCGAGAUGGCAAGAUGUGGAAGAAGAACCCCGAGCAGUUGAGACAGCAGAUCAAGGACAGCUUGCUCCAGCGACUGACGAAUGAAACUUCCCCCAUCGUCAGACAUUCCCAGGCCCAGGCUGUCGCUGCCAUCGCGGAUCUCGAGCUUGCCACCCAGCCGUCCCAAUGGCCCACCCUUAUGCCCGGUCUCUACCAGGCCGCCCGCUCCUCUGACAAGACUCACCGAGAAACGGCCAUCUACGUCCUGUUCUCUAUCCUCGACACCGUUGCCGAAAACUUCCAGGACCACCUUGCCAGUCUGUUUGAGACCUUUUCCGUCUCUCUCGUCGACCCCGAAUCUGCCGAAGUUCGAGUCACCACCCUGCGAGCUCUCGCCAAGGUGGCCGAGUACAUCGAGGUCGAGGACAAGCAUGACAUCAAGGCCUUCCAGGACUUGAUCGUCCCCAUGCUUAAGGUCUUGGAGAAGGCCAUCCAGGACGGCGACGACGAGGGUGUCAAGCACGGUUACGAUGCUUUCGAGACCUUCCUCAUCCUCGAGGCUCCCCUUGUCAGCAAGCACGUUGGUGACCUUGUACAGUUCUUCCUCGGCGUCGCCGGCAACAAGGACGUAGAGGACGAGAUGAGGUGUGGUGCCCUCAACGUCCUUUCUUGGGUCAUUCGAUACAAGAAGAGCAAGGUUCAGGCUCUCGGUCUUGCCAAGCCCAUCAUCGAGGCUCUUUUGCCUGUCGGCACUGAGGACGAUCCCGAGGACGCUGACGAGGACUCUCCUUCUCGUCUCGCGUUCCGUACUCUUGACACCCUCGCCCAGGUUCUUCCUCCUCAACAGGUCUUCCCAGUCCUCACCCAGCAGCUCCAAGUCUACAUGGCUGGUGACGCCAGUAUGCGCAAGUCUGCUCUCAUGGCCUUUGGUGUCUCUGUCGAGGGCUGCAGCGAGUACAUUCGACCUCACGUCGACCAAUUGUGGCCCGUGAUUGAGAGUGGUUUGCAAGACCCCGAGGUCAUCGUCCGAAAGGCCGCUUGUAUCGCUCUCGGGUGUCUUUGUGAAUGGCUCGCUGAAGAGUGCGCUACUAGGCACUCUGUCAUCGUCCCCAUCCUUUUCAACCUCAUCGUUGAGCCUGCCACCCAGAAGAACGCCUGUACCUGCCUCGACUCUUACCUUGAAAUCCUUGGUGACGACAUUGUAAACUACCUCACUCUUCUCAUGGAGCGACUCCUCGUCCUCCUCGAGAACGGCAUCAUUGCCGUCAAGAUCACCGUCACUGGUGCCAUUGGUUCUGCUGCUCAUGCUGCCAAGGAGAAGUUUGUGCCCUACUUUGACCAAACUAUCCAGCGUUUGGUGCCCUUCCUGGAGCUCCAGGAGUCUGACGAACAGAUCGACCUCCGUGGUGUUGCUACCGAUACCAUCGGUACCAUCGCUGACGCUGUGGGCGCCGAUGUCUUCCGUCCCUACUUCCAGCCCCUCAUGAAGGCCGCCUUCGAGGCCCUUACCAUGGACAACUCUCGUCUCAGGGAGUCUUCAUUCAUCUUCUUUGGUAUCAUGGCCCAGGUCUUCACCAACGACUUUGCCCAAUACCUUCCUCAGUGUGUUCCUGCUCUGAUCGCUUCCUGCCAACAGAGCGAGACGGCUGAGGAGCUUGACGAGGAUGGCUCCAACCCUGCCCAGCUGGUCGAUGCCUUCAACGCUGCUGCUAGCGGAAGCAAGGGUGAAAGCACCUGGGAAGACGAAGAUGACGAGACUGACAUCAACGAACUCGACGACAUGUUCUCCAAGGUCAACAGUGCCGUCGCUAUCGAAAAGGAGGUCGCUGCCGACACCAUCGGAGAGCUUUUCGCCGCUACCAAGGCUGCCUUCAUGCCUUACGUCGAGGAGACUGUUCAGGUCUUGAUCGAUUUGCUCGACCACUACUAUGAAGGCAUCAGGAAGGCUGCCGUCGGAGCUUUGUUCCAGUUCGUCAAGACCAUGUACGAGCUCUCCGAUGCUCCCGAGUGGACUCCCGGAGCCAAGGUUGCCGUGCCCCUUCACGACCACGUCAAGAGCAUUGCCCAGCUCGUCCUCCCCAAGAUCUUUGAGACUUGGAAGACUGAAGAUGACCAGUGAGUAUGGUUCCAAUUUCCCUUCUGUCUGGAACACUUUGCGUGAUGAGAAAUUAUGUCAAAACCCCGAGCCCUUUAGGCUAUGAGGCUUUAAACGAAUUUUAAUUAGACCCUGAUAUACCUUGUCCUUCAUACUAUACAAGACAUGUUUUGUACUGGCAAAGCUGACAACAAAUCAUCAGGUCUGUCGUCAUCUUUAUGUGUGCCGAGCUCGCGGACACGAUGAACAAGUGCGGUCCCGCCAUCAUUGAGGGCUACCUCGAUGAGGUUGCCACUUUCGCUAUCGAGAUCCUUGAGAAGAAGUCUCUCUGUCAACAGGACCCCGAUGGAGACGAUGAGAACUCGGCCGACGCCGACUCUUCCGAGUACGAGGCUGCCCUCGUCUCCAACGCCGCCGAUGUCUUUGGUGCGCUUGCCACUGUCCUCGGACCCGACUUCCAACAGGCUUUCGGCCAAGUCUUGCCUUUGAUUGCCAAGUACACUGAGCCCAAGAGGACAAAUACCGAGAGGUCCAUGGCCAUUGGCAGUCUCGGCGAGAUCAUUGUCGGCUUGAAGAGCGGUGUGACCCAGUUCACCGAGCCCUUGUUCCAGGUCAUCUCUCGAGGGAUCCUCGACGAGGACCCCGAUGUGCGCUCCAAUGCUGCUUUCGCAUCCGGUGUCCUUAUCGAACACUCUGACGCCGAUCUCUCCAGUCACUACAGUGCUCUUCUUCAGGCUCUCCAGCCUCUGUUCACCCCUCCCGAGCACGCUCCCCCAGCGCUCUACAACGCCCGAGACAAUGCUGCCGGUGCUGUUGCCCGUAUGAUCAGCAAGAACGCCGCCGCUCUCCCCUUGGGUGACGUUGUUGGUGCUAUCGCGUCCGUUCUCCCCUUGAGAUUUGACCCUCUUGAGAACGGUCCCGUCUUCCGAGCUCUCUUCCAGGUCUACCGAACCCAGCCUCAGCUCAUCACUGCCCACAUCGACACUUUCCUCCAGGCCUUUGCCUACAUCCUCCUCGACCCCAACCACGUCGACGACACUACCGACGAGGUCAAGGCCGAGCUUGGUGCUCUGGUCGAGCACUUGAAGAGCCAGGUGCCCGACAAGGUCGCUGCUGCUGGCUUCCCUUAAGUGGCCCAGGUUGGAUAGAGGCCCAGUUGAGGUUGUAGAAACAAUGUAGACUUAUAAUAGUGGCGGGAAUGGAGGAUAGAUACGGGGAGAGGGAACAAGGUAGAAGGUAGAGAGAGGAGGAGGUUUAAUGACAUUUAUGACUUCUCGCCCAUCGUGGCACUCAGCAUUUUUGCGACUUUGCGACUCUGUCGCACAUUCCUUUUUUCAUUUUGCUUGAUGUUCGGUUUUAUCAUGUGGAUAGUGUGAUGGCUCUUGCAUUCUUGUUCAUAAUAGAAUGGAUGAUGCAAUGAUCAUCUCCGG